CACUGACAACAAGCAUCCACACCCGAAGUUCAGCAUGACAUUAGUUUGCAAACAUUCAAAUCUCAGACGCGUAUCAGACCACGGUACAACACGCCCCUCGUGAAUGAUCUUGGUGCCUGAUACAUGUACACAUCAAGUCCGCUGUCGGGCACGCGAGCCAAACAAUUGGCAAUUUUACUUCGAAUUCCCCAGGCAAGACAGCUGUUUUGAUGUUCUUAUCACUCAUCCAAAGAAUUGACCCUGCAGGUCUUUAUGGAUUUGUGCCUGCAUUGAGACCGCCGUCAAGGACUUGUUGAUAACCUAUCGAUAUAUCAUGAUGCACCUCUUAUCAAGGAACCCCUUUAGAAUGAGGUUGCAUAGCCAGGGUCCAAUAAAGAAUACCCUUAUAAAUAUGAAUACCCCCACCUGCUGGCGCACAACGUUUCACUCACCCACCAUUUCCUUCCAUAGUGGCUAUGGCGCAGGGCAAAUUCCGCAAUGAGCUCACGGCGGACGAGAAUUUAGACGUCCUGGAAGAACCGGGACGUAAACAGCCUUCUGACUCCCCAACACCGUGUUUAGAAUCUGACCCUCCGGAUGGCGGGCUUGUGGCAUGGACCACUGCUUUUGGAUGUUUUUUGAUGCAAAUUGGUGGCCACGGAUACUCAAACUCUUUUGGAGUCUACCAAGAUUUUUACACACGCAUUUAUCUAACCGACCAAUCACCGUCUACAAUAUCAUGGAUCGCUGCAUUGAGCUCGUUCAUUACAAGCAGUCUCACCUUGAUAUCUGGUCGACUGUACGAUAGAGGGUGGUUCUACCAUUUGGUGAUCGUGGGGUCGUUGCUCCAAUCACUGGCCUUGUUCGCGUUAUCCUUCGCCAAGCCUGGUCAACUCUACAUGAUCUUUAUAUUUCAGGGUGUCCUUAUUGGGUUUGCAAUGGGCCUAACAUAUGGUCCUUGUAUAGCGGUUAUCGCUCAGCACUUCACCAAAAGACGCACGUUUGUAAUGUGUCUCGUCACGUCUGGUUCACCACUGGGUGGCAUUAUUCAUCCGAUCAUGUUGAAUCACCUUUUGAAUGGUACCGCUGGCUUUGCGAGAGGUGUCCGUAUUAGUGCAGGUUUUGUUAGUGUCCUGCUGUUGAUCUCCUGCUUGUCCAUGCGCACGAGAGCACUGUCGACACCGGCCACCAGCUAUAGUACAGUGGCACGAAAAUGCUCUCGCGAUGUCCCUUACAUGCUCAUGGUCUCUGGGAUUCUUCUUGCUCAGAUAGGCUUUCACUUCCCUAUAUACUACUUACAAUUGGACUCUAUCAAACAUGGGAUAAGCAAACAUUUCUCGUUCUACUCCAUUUCGAUCUUGAAUGCUGCCAGUGUCAUCGGACGUUGCACGGCAGGAAUAAUUGCACCGUAUACGGGAUUGUUGAAUUUGACAAUCGCAUCCAAUGCUGCAUGCGGCGUCAUCAUCAUAUCCAUGAUAGCUCUGAGCAAUAUACCCAGUGUGGUCGUGAUAGGCAUUGCAUAUGGCUACUUUUCUGGAGUUUACAUCGCGAUGUUGACCCCGCUACUGACUAUGGUGACGCCCGACUUGUCGGAGCUAGGGGCGCGGAUGGGAAUAAGCUUUACUGUCACCGCAUUUGGUGGAUUACUCAGUGGUCCAAUAUCAGGCGCUUUACUUUCGCCUCAUUAUAGGUGGUUGAUACCGUCGAUCUUCGAUGGGAUUAUAUGUCUUGUUGGAAGUUUGGUGUUAGUGGUGAUGCGCUUGGUAAUAAACCGGCAAAGAUGAACGGAAACCACCCACAGCUUGGCGCGGACACGAGGCGAACUGUUUGUUCUUUGAGGACUUUGGUCGGGGCCGAUAUGUACUAGUAUGCGUACUGAGAAACAAGACCGGAACCGGAUGGGAGGGAGCUCUAUCUUGCGAUAUGUGCGUGACAGGUGUAUGAAAACAUUGACCUCAAUCUUAUCUGCAAUCUUGCCUUAUCCGCAGUUAAGGGCUUGGGAUUUAAGUGGUUAACAUUAGCCUGUCCGAAACUUUAACUUCC
Molecule: messenger RNA, 2022 nt
Organism: Suillus bovinus
Lineage: Eukaryota; Fungi; Basidiomycota; Agaricomycetes; Boletales; Suillaceae
Product: MFS general substrate transporter
Exons: 15
Coding region: 456-1763 (435 amino acids)
Biological process (GO): transmembrane transport
Cellular component (GO): fungal-type vacuole membrane
Molecular function (GO): transmembrane transporter activity
Source: RefSeq, a predicted model, not a curated record